Messenger RNA from Pristis pectinata (smalltooth sawfish), 3369 nucleotides. Its product is annotated as translation initiation factor IF-2-like. The coding region runs from base 857 to 2233 and encodes 458 amino acids. The record is from RefSeq and is a predicted model, not a curated record. NCBI's taxonomy places the organism in Eukaryota, Metazoa, Chordata, Chondrichthyes, Rhinopristiformes, Pristidae. The transcript is spliced from 6 exons.
AGCACGGUUAUUCCAACAAUGGGAAGGGUGUCGGCCGGGAAUUUGUUCCCGUGUCCGUUUUCUACAAUAGACCUGGUUGGGGACCUGAACACCGACAACUCAGGUUGUCACUGGGUAUUUCCCUCGCUGCUAAACGAGUAAAAUUGAGCUUGGAAAUCCCCCGGCUCUGUGCUGUACCAGAGGCUGAUGUAACUGCUUGUAAUUUCUGUGCUGGAAUAUUUCAGUGAGGUGCAAAGUCAACCUUUACUCUGCUUCUGUCAGCUCUUGUGCCCAGAGUCUGUGUGUAUUCUGUCGCCGUUGGAGUGGCUGUGGGGAUCCCUGCUUUACCUGCACAUUCUCUGAGGUUUAAGGACUGCCGGUGUGCUGACGGAGACUGGUCCCUGAGUGUUUCCUGCCUCUCUCUCCGUGGUCCCUCCCUGCGUACUCUCCCUCGACCCCUGCGUACUCUCUUUCCCUCUGUAUUCUCUGUGUGUGGGGGCCUUCGGUCACUCUCUGAAGAAUCUCUCUCUCUGUUUAAGGACUCUUUGCCUCUCUCUCUCUCUCCCUCUCUCUUUGUCUCUCCUCUCUUUUCCUCCUCUCUCCCUUCUCUCUCUCCUCUCCCUCCUUCUCUGCCUCCCUCUUUCUCUCUCUCCCAUCUCUCCUCCCUCUUUUUCUCUCUCUCUCUCUCCUUUCUCUCUGUGAGGACUCUCUCUCCUGUGUUUGACAACUCUCACUCUCUCUCUGUAAUAACUCUGUGCCUGAGAAUUCCCUUCCUCCCUCCCUCUCACUGAGGAGAACUCUCUCCGGGUCCCCCCACCGAGCCUCCUUGCCCUAAGCUGAAGGCUCUCUCUCUCCCCCGACCCUGCCCCUCUCAGCGAUGGACCCCUUCCCCUGGACUCUGCUCGGCUACCUCCUCCUCAGCCUCCAGGUGACUGUUCUAGGUGUUCGUCUCUCAGGAAAUACAGGAGUCCAGCAGUGUGAGCGGAUCCUGCAACGUGAACUCCCCAAGGAUAUCUACAAAAUUCUGAAAAGUUACAGGUUGAUACCAAGCAUUGGACACCAUCCAGAAUAUGUGGAGUUCACGACCACCAAAGGGUGGACAUUAUGUGUGAAUCCACGCAUGGCGCAGUCAAUGAAGGAAUAUGUCGAUUCCAGCACCAGAGGUUUCGCGAAGCAGAGGGCGAUGCCCAGAGCUCCCAGCUCAGCGCUACCCAAUGCAGCACCAACUGGUCCGGUGGGAGAGGAAGGAACUGCCACCCCCAGUCCGUCCACCACACUGUUCCCCGGGUUGGAGGAACAGGACCCUGGCAUUGGUCUUUCAACCUUUACUUUCCUUCGGUCAAUGGUGACUGGACCUCCUGAAGAGGAAGGAACAUCAGCCAUUGGUCCAUCUGCCAAGCCCCUCCCUGGGCUGCAAGAACAAGAAAUUGGCACUGGUCAGCCAACUCAACCUUCCCACCAGCAGUCAGCGGCCAGGACCCACGAAGAUGAGGGAGCACCGACCUCCAGUCUGCCCAUCACACCGUUCCCUGGGCUGAAAGAUCAGAACCCUGGCAUUGGUCCAUCAACUUUCCCUUUCCCUCGGUCAAUGCUGACUGGACCUCCUGAAGAGGAGGGAACACUAGCCAUUGGUCCAUCUGCCAAGCCCUUCCCUGGGCUGCAAGAACAAGACAUUGGCACUGGUCGGCCAACCCAACCUUCCCACCAGCAGGCAGCGGCCAGGACCCAUGAAGAUGAGGGAGCACCGACCUCCGGUCCACCCACCACACUGUCCCCUGGGCCGCCGGAACAAAUGGGGGAGCCGUCACUCCAGGUCAACACCCAGGGCCAACCGGUGACCCGCGGAGAUGUCCCAACUGGGCAAGAGCCGACAGAAACUGGCAGGGCGAGGUACACGGGUGCCCCGGUAAACCAUCCGGACGGGAGCGAGGCGGAUAAAGGCAGGACCACUGCACGCGUCCCCAGUCCAGGGACCACGAGGAGAGGCGGGGGUCCAAGAUCAGGGGAAGGGGUCUUGUUCGGAAUCACUCCCGACCCCGGAUCUUCCCAGAAGCGUCACGGAGGCGCAGGAGAUGGAGGUGGAAAUAAGUCAGGUCUUCAUGUGUUCCUGGGAAUUCUAGGAGUCCUGACCUUUCUGAUCAUCCUCGGAAUGAUUGCCCACAAAAACUGCAAGCGUACAAGAGUGCUGCAAGCUGCCCAGAUCAGACUGAUCCGUUACUCCAGGAUUAUCGGCAGUGGCGAUGAGAUCGUUUGAGAAGGGAGGUGGGCUGCGCAGUGAAGAGGGAAGAUUGAUCGACAUCUGUCAAUACGUCCAAGCCAACCAUCAUCCCUCCAACCUCCACUUGCCGAUUAAGACGCCAACUGCAAAAUCCCUUGCUCAGGAUUCGGAGUGGAGAAAUCCAGGAAGGACAUUGGCACUGUUGGAGAGAGUCCACUGAAUACUGCAGAUUCUUUAAUCCCUUCCAUUCUCCCAGAAGAUGUAACACCUCAGUAUCUCUCUGGGUCACAACCUCAUCCUCUCCUGGUGACGUGGUCCAUUUACAAAAUGUCCCCCCACCCCGACCCGGGACCAUGGGGGAAGGAGGCAAUGGGAGAGCACUUCAGGUCUGAGAACCAUCUCCCCAACUUGCUCCAAAGUUGACCCCCACGUCCCCAACCGCCUCUUGCACUGCUGCUCUUCCGCUGUGGAGAUCGAGGAGGGAUGUGGUGUUGAAGCUGAGGUUGGACCGGCCAACAGAGACCAGAGCCAACUUCCUGAUGCUUCCAUGGCCGCGAUUAAUCCCACAGGAGGACCUUCGGAUUCUCUGGCGGAUCGACGUUAGGGGCCGCUCCUCCGAGACACUCCAGGGACUCGCACCCCCCCUCCCUCACCCCCCCGCCCAGGCUCCCUGAGGAGGUCCACGCCCGUCUGGCAUGAGGGAACACGGCACAGCAAGAUCCCAUCGUCCAGAGAAUCUGCUCUUUGAGUUCAGUGCGGAUGGGGUGCAGAGGGGAGGGGGGGAAACAUAUUGGCACCACUCUCUUCGUACACACAUCCCCGUGACCCCCAGGGUGAACCCCACCCACACAAGAUCCACAGGGUCAAUGGGAUCUUGUAUGUAUGACUGAGAGUGCGGAUGGGGGCACAGGGUUGGUGGUGUUCUUGGGAUAAGGGGAGAGGCAGAAACACGCUUGGACCCUUGAAGUGAAGUAUUAUUUUACUACAAAUCACCAAACACCAACUGUUCCUGCUGCCUGAGCAUGGGGUUGCUGCUUGAUGGUGCCUGUUGUAACUAUUUCCUGAUGGGACCUUCCAAAUGCUGAUUUAUUUUGGAACUUAACAACUACUGAUUUACUUUUGAUUAAUUUAUGCUUGUUUGUAUUUUAAUUAAAGUGGUGAUUUUGGUGAUC